UACACCUGCUAGAUGACUUUAUCUGCUUCAAUAAGACUUUGGAACAAGGACAGAGAACCAUGUCGUCUCUUUUGAAAAUGUUUGGUGACCUAGGCAUCCCUCUCUCUCAACCAAAAACAGUUGGCCCCACGACUUGCUUGGUGUACCUCGGUAUCACCCUAGACUCCAUCAAGAUGGAAGCUAGACUGCCCAUGGAGAAGAUAGACAGAUUGACGACCAUCAUCCACUCCUUACUACAACAGAGUGAAGUCACCAAACGAGACUUGCUGGUAGUACUGGGACACAUGAACUUCGCAAUGCAAGUGGUGAAACCAGGACGUACCUUUAUCGGCUACCUUCUGCAAUUGGCACAUUCAGUUCCAGACCUAAAGAACAGGGUACAGUUAAAUCAAGAAUGUCGACUCGACUUCACCAUGUGGAUUUGUUUCCUCGAACAAUGGAAUGGAGUGUCCCUUUUCACAGCUGACAGGAUCGAUGCUCCAGACUUCCUGCUAUACACAGACGCAGCAGGAGCCAUAGGUUAUGGCGCAUAUUAUCAGCGAAAGUGGUUUGCCUCUAAGUGGCCUGGGCGUCUGUUCACACUGGUAGCAGACGACAUGUCUAUAGCCCUGAUGGAGUUAUACCCGAUUGUUAUGGCAGCAGAGGUCUGGGGAAAAGAAUGGGCUAAGAAAUCAGUUAGAUUUUAUUGUGAUAACAAAGCCACAGUGGACAUCAUCAAUAAGGGCAGAUCCAAAUCUCCGGGUAUCAUGAGGUUCCUGAGGAAGUUAACGCUCACCUCAGCUAAAUUCAAUUUCAUGUGCAGCGCGAGGCAUGUCCCAGGGAAACACAACCAUAUCAGUGAUGCUUUGUCUCGAUUACAGAUAGCCAGAUUCAGACGCCUAGCUCCUCAAGCCUGUCGCCACCCAACUGCGUGUCCUCCUAUGGAAGAAUUGAUGUUUCCGAGAACACUACCAACUACAGCAUGGCAGACAACGAGUUAGACAACCUGUGGGCAUCAGCAGUCUCCCAUCGUACAUAUGAAGUCUACCAAGCAGGGUUCAAGGCCUAUGCCCUCUUCAUCGCAACAUGUAGCAGUAUAUGGAGUUCAUCACUUCCUCCCAUAUCGGAAGAAUUGCUACUCAGAUUCGUGGCACACUGUCAUAAACAUCAAAACCUCAGGUAUGCAACAAUAAAGACAUACCUAUGCGGUGUGAGGUUUAUGUAUCUCAAAGCGGGAGUGCCGAACCCUUGGACUCUGGGCAACCUGACAAGGCUGCAUACCAUAGUAGGUGCUGUGAAGAGACAGCAAGGCUGUGCAGUAUAUGUUCGGUUGCCCAUAACAAGCUCUAUACUUACCAAGUUGUGUCACCUUUUAGACCAAGGUGUCUUCACCUCCUCACUCAAUAUUAUGCUGAAAGCAGUGUGUUGCCUGGCCUUUUUCGCAUUCCUCAGAUGCGGGGAAUUUACGUGUGAUAGAUUCAGCCCGCAUGUCAAUUUGUGUUUCAAUUCAGUGGUGUUUGCCAGCGAUUUGUCAUCCCUUAUACUCACCUUACAAUCUUCGAAAACUGAUCCAUUUCGCAAAGGUGUGAACAUUGUGCUGCAUCGGAUGAAUACUGCCAUCUGUCCAGUACACAAUAUGCUGACCUACAUGUAUCACAGGAAACAAUCUGGAACUUCCCCUCAUGACCCUUUGUUUGUGUCACCCAGUGGUAGUGCCUUAUCCAGGAAGUUCUUUAUUCAGUGCCUCAAAACCUUAUUAAGUAUGGCUGGAUACGAUGACAAAGCCUACAACGGACAUUCAUUCAGAAUAGGAGCAGCAACAUCAGCUGCAAGUAAAGGCGUGCCCGAUCACAUGAUUCAGACAUUGGGUAGAUGGACCUCAACGUGUUACACUCGUUAUAUCAGGACGUCCCAAGUCUCCAUACGUGAAGCUCAGAUAGCGAUGGCACAGAAGUGACCAGCUUCAAUAGGAUUAAACAAAACUGGAACUCUGUAACUUUUUAUCAUGUUCUCUUGUUUAUGUCUUACGGCCUAAUUACUUUUGGGGAUUCUCAUCAACUCAAUUUCACAAUUAUCAUUAAUAAUAAUAUGGGCAAUCUAUCCGCUCUAUCAGAGGGCAAUUCAGGCGGAUACUAUUCCCCCUGCAAGUAAUUUAACAUUCAUCUCUUUUUUGUUUUUUCAUCAUUCGUCUACUCUGCCAGGUACUCCUGGCGCUCGGGAGCAAGUCUUGGGGUGCGCGACUCCUACUUGUAUUACUUGGCAGAGGUACAGCCCGCCGAUCGGGUAUAUUUCUUCACCGUCCAUUGUUCGUAUACUCAGCCAAGUCUCAGUACGCUCAAACAGUAUGGAGUGCGCUACUCCGAUAUUAGAGACUUGGCUGAAGUUAGUCUUCCAUGUACUAUGUUUAUGUGUCAUGUAUAUAUGUAUAUACCGAGAAUCCCCAUAUGCCAAAAAUUUAAUAAAUGUUGUUCUUUUAUAUGUUGUCGUGUUGUUAUUGACAUUAUAAAUUAUUACUUAGAUAUUGAGUUGAGUUUAUAAUGGCAAUAGCAAGGGUUACGUCAUCGAAUGUUAUGCAUUACAUGCACCAUACCAUAUGAUAUUUUUCUAUAAUUUUUAUUGCCCAUUACGAAUGUUUAAUUCAAUAAGCUAACCUGUGCUAUACAGAUGUGACUGUUAGUCAUCAGGUAAUAUACUCCAAUGGGUGUUUAUUUGUAGUUAAGUCGGCUUGGGAACCCGAGCAAUUCACAAUCAUAUUCCGUUUCUCUCACACGCCCAACUUAAUCAUGCCUAGCGCAUGCGCAGUCAGCUGUCAGCAAUUCCUUUGUUCAGCUCACAACACAUGGUUCAAUCAAGCGCGUUUCCUAAUGGUCGGAUCUUGACUGAACCCACCACCUCCCUCACCACCACCUUAGUGUAUUUCUGCAAUAUAAGCUGAAUCCGGGAUUCUCAUCAAUUCAAUUUCACAAUUAUCAUUAAUAAUAAUAUGGGCAAUCUAUCCGCUCUAUCAGAGGGCAAUUCAGGCGGAUACUAUUCCCCCUGCAAGUAAUUUAACAUUCAUCUCUUUUUUGUUUUUUCAUCAUUCGUCUACUCUGCCAGGUACUCCUGGCGCUCGGGAGCAAGUCUUGGGGUGCGCGACUCCUACUUGUAUUACUUGGCAGAGGUACAGCCCGCCGAUCGGGUAUAUUUCUUCACCGUCCAUUGUUCGUAUACUCAGCCAAGUCUCAGUACGCUCAAACAGUAUGGAGUGCGCUACUCCGAUAUUAGAGACUUGGCUGAAGUUAGUCUUCCAUGUACUAUGUUUAUGUGUCAUGUAUAUAUGUAUAUACCGAGAAUCCCCAUAUGCCAAAAAUUUAAUAAAUGUUGUUCUUUUA
Molecule: messenger RNA, 3350 nt
Organism: Haliotis rufescens (red abalone)
Lineage: Eukaryota; Metazoa; Mollusca; Gastropoda; Lepetellida; Haliotidae
Exons: 1
Coding region: 962-1936 (324 amino acids)
Biological process (GO): DNA integration; DNA recombination
Molecular function (GO): DNA binding
Source: RefSeq, a predicted model, not a curated record